Messenger RNA from Oppiella nova, 1421 nucleotides. The record is from the annotation of a GenBank genome assembly. NCBI's taxonomy places the organism in Eukaryota, Metazoa, Arthropoda, Arachnida, Sarcoptiformes, Oppiidae.
CAUAAAAAACGUGUUUACAGUUUGCGAGUCAUAUCUAAUCAGCUGUUAUUGAAACAGUGAAUGAAAACAAGACAUUGUGUGCAGACAUUAACCAGAUUUCCUGUGAUCACAUCACCAGCGGAUCAGUUGAACAGACACCCCGACCAUCACCACAACCCACGCCAAUGCCCAACGUAUUGCUGACAGAGUCGAUAGCCGUGGAGUUGGGCGGAUCUGAUCCGUGGCCGGACAACGUGCAGCUGUUCCAGCCCUUCGACUCCGAGCAGAUCCUACUGCCAGACGUGGCGGCCGUGCGGUCGGUGCAGGCCUUCCUCCGCAUGUGUGCCCUACCAUUCAGUGUGGACCAGAGGGCCAACGCCGAGCAGAUGUCCCCAUCCGGUGCCAUACCGUUCAUCAAAUGCGGCGCUUUUGUCAUCGCAGACAUGGACCCCAUCGUGGCCUUCGUCAACACCAAAGGCAUACAUCUUAGCCAUCACUUGGACUCGUCCCAGAGGGCCGACAUGAGGGCCUACAUGUCGCUCGUCAUCAAUGUCCUCCACUCGGCCGAGCUCUACAUCACGUGGACUCACGAGUACACGUAUAACACCAUAACAUACCCGCGCUAUUCGUUCGCCACUCCCUUCCCGUUGGAUCGCAUCCUCUGCUGGAAGAAGCGACGCGCCGUUCAGGCGGCACCCAAUCCAUCGGGGAUUAGGAAGUUGGACUCAAUCUCGUGGUCGGACAAGAAGUUAGUGGAUGUUUACGAUGAGGUGGACUCGUGCUGUCAGGCACUGGCCGAACGACUGGGCACUCAGUUGUACUUCUUUGGCGAUAAGAAGACCGAAUUGGAUGCUCUGGUCUACGGACACGUGUCCGCCAUUCUCAUCACUCCAUUACCCGACACCAGACUUAAGGAUAUUAUCAAUUCCUAUCCAACACUUAUUGAACACUUCAGACGCAUUGAUAACGACUAUUUCAAGAAUUAUUAGCACAUGUUUUCAUGACAUAUAUAGUGUACAAAUAGAUUCCCCAUAUAUAGUGUACAGAUUGUGGUUAUUCUGUAUAAUUUAGGCAUAGCUUAUACUGUCUGUAGACUUGUUUUCGCAUAAAAUGUCUUAAAUUUUUGUUUAAAUUAAUUGUUUGUUUAAUGAAUACUCCGUUUAUAGUGUACUGAUGUUGUCUAAAGUAUAUGUUUUGUUUUGCAUUUCAUUAUACGGUAAUUACCGGUUGAGCCCAAUAAUAGGUUGUUUAUAUGACAGUCAACUCCAGGUAUUGUUUGUAGGAAUUGAAAAAGUUUUUUGGUUUAUUUUUAAGAGUAUUCUGUGUGCUAUAAGUGUAGAGAAUCGCAUAAUAUAUGCAAACAAUUGUGUACACUAUAUAUAGUGAUAUGAAUCCCUUUAAGGGAUGUUAACUUUAAUUGCAAUUAUCAUUUAAUUUUCCAC